Messenger RNA from Musa acuminata AAA Group (dessert banana), 1124 nucleotides. Its product is annotated as mitochondrial intermembrane space import and assembly protein 40 homolog. The coding region runs from base 201 to 659 and encodes 152 amino acids. Gene Ontology annotation, cellular component: mitochondrial intermembrane space. The record is from RefSeq and is a predicted model, not a curated record. Lineage: Eukaryota; Viridiplantae; Streptophyta; Magnoliopsida; Zingiberales; Musaceae. The transcript has 4 exons. Gene Ontology annotation, molecular function: protein-disulfide reductase activity. Gene Ontology annotation, biological process: protein import into mitochondrial intermembrane space.
UCAGUCACACAAGUCGUCGAGCAUUUCGCCUCUGCGGUGGGGGUCGGUCUGCAGUCAAAUUGGUCGACUCUUUGCCUCUGAGGAGGUGCAAACCAACCCUUAGUCGCCGAACGAGAAAGGCCGUGGAAAUUCCUUCUUGUUCCCAUCUUGCCGCCGCAUACUUCCCACCGUCCCCCUUGCUUUCUUCGUGGCUCCUCUUCAUGGGCCAGACUCAGAGCGAUGCCGCGGCCGCCGCUGCCGAAGCUGCGAGCAAGAUGGAGCAGCCACCGCCGUCGAUCGAACCCCCUCCAUCUCCGGCCGCUUCUUCCAUGGAAGCUCUGGUCGCAGAAGCAAUGGCAACUGGAGACAAUGACAGUGAAGAGUCACUGGAAGAGAAGGCACAAAGAGCAUUGAAAUGUCCAUGUGUUGCUGACUUGAGAAAGGGUCCCUGUGGGGUUCAGUUUUCAGAGGCAUUCGUCUGUUUCAUUAAGAGCACUGCAGAAGAGAAGGGAUCAGACUGUGUGAAUCCUUUUGUCGCCUUGCAGAACUGCAUUAAGGCAAACCCUGAUGCAUUUACCAAGGAUAUUUUGGAUGAAGAGAAGGAACCUGAAGAGGAGAAAGUUCAAGACUACAAGAUUAUACCUCCAUCAUGGUCCAGAGAACCGAGACCAAAGAACUGAGAUGCUAAACCUCCUCACCAUUUUCAAAAUAACACAACCUAAACGACUGAUUCAUCUUUUCAGGUUUCGAUAGUUCUUGCAGUUGAUGAUACACUUCACUUAUAUAUUUCUGUGCAUUAAAAUUUACUAUCUUUAUUGUGGUAGCUUUGUUCAGCCUAAAUUAUGGAACCCAAGAUCACGCAAAUUCUAUUUCUUGUUCAGAACUUGUUGCAAUUCGUAAUGGAUUUUAGGAAGCUGUGAUGAUUAGCAGCAUUUGAAGAGCAGCAACUUCUUUGAAGGUUAAUAAUGGUGUAUAAGCUUGGCUUAAAGCGCCUUUCGAAAAGAGUAUUGAAUUGUUCAGAAUUAGCUUGUAUCUUCUCUUCAAAUUACGAUUCUUCUUUGACAAUAUGUAGUGAUAAGGUAUGCUUAUUGAGUUAUAUUGUUUUUAGUGUCACAAGUAAUUAAUUUCAUGGUGAUUGAACAACA